AACUAAAUAUGAUAAUCUUUGAUUACCAAGGGGGUUUGAAUUUUCUUCGCGGGUCAUUGCGCAUUACGGGCAUUACGCGAUCGCAUGUCGCUUUGAGAAGAGCAAUUUUGAGGUUAAGUUUUGAUUUCAUCACCGUGCAAGAAGAAGCAGUUUAGAAUAAGAAAAGUUACAAAAGGAUUAAAUAGUGAAUUAACAAAGAAAUGGCUGGAUUAGUGACACAGUUUGCAAGAUUUACUAUUCGAGCAGCAAUCGGAACACAAAAAGGAGAAAUUCGUCGAUUGGUUUCACAAAAAACGUAUUCUUUCUCACGUCAUGUUCAUACAUCACAGGCUCUUGAAAAGGCAGAAAGGAAAUAUACAAAUAAACAUGAAUGGGUAGAGCUUGAUGGUAAAAUAGGUAUUGUUGGAAUAUCUAAUUAUGCUCAGGAUUCUCUUGGCGAUGUUGUUUAUGCACAACUUCCAGACGUUGGUUCUUUUAUUAAAAAAGAAGACGAGUGUGGAGCACUAGAAUCUGUAAAAGCAGCCUCAGAAAUAAUAAGUCCUGUUUCUGGGAAAGUUAUCGAGAAAAAUGAAGCUGUUGAGAAUAAGCCUGGCUUGAUUAAUUCUUCCUGUUACGAGGAUGGUUGGCUAUUUAAAAUUGAACUCGAUAAUCCUGAGGAAUUGCAGUCUCUAAUGGAUGAAAACUCGUACAAUGAAUUUCUCAAAUCUGAUCCACAUUAACAAAAACAAUAAACUAUUUGUUUAUCUCUCAUUAUACACUAAAGAAAAGCAGCAAACUUUUACACCAAAUAUUAGAAUUCAUUUCCUACUUAUUGUGAAAUUAAUUAAUUUUUAAUAAAUUAUUAAAAUAUGAAA
Messenger RNA from Leptopilina heterotoma, 854 nucleotides. RefSeq names its product glycine cleavage system H protein, mitochondrial (gene ppl). The transcript has 3 exons. The coding region runs from base 201 to 719 and encodes 172 amino acids. Gene Ontology annotation, biological process: protein lipoylation; glycine decarboxylation via glycine cleavage system. The record is from RefSeq and is a predicted model, not a curated record. NCBI's taxonomy places the organism in Eukaryota, Metazoa, Arthropoda, Insecta, Hymenoptera, Figitidae. Gene Ontology annotation, cellular component: mitochondrion; glycine cleavage complex; cytoplasm.